This is a messenger RNA of Blepharisma stoltei, 1371 nucleotides long. Lineage: Eukaryota; Ciliophora; Heterotrichea; Heterotrichida; Blepharismidae. The record is from the annotation of a GenBank genome assembly.
AUGUCUGAGCAAUAUAUUGACCGAUUAGCUAUUAAAGAUAUUGCAGAAAUUUCGUCACCUUCAGCAUCAAAUCAUUAUUAUAAUUCGAGAUCAUAUGCAAACGCAAUGAGGGCUCUCCAUGAAAAAAUAAGAUCACUAGAGUCAGAGAAUGCGCAAUUAAAGGAUAAAAUAGCAUCAAUAGAGACAAAAAGCAGCUUUGAUAGCAAAAAGUGGCAAGAAAGACUGAUAGAUGAAGCAAAAAUUUGAAGUCAAAAAGAGAAAUAUUUGCAGAGUACAAUUUUUGGGCUCGAGCAAAAAAUUAAAGAAAUGAGCGAAAAAUUAUCAACCAAUGAUGAAAAAUUGAGAAUAAAAGAUGAUCAUAUUUGGCACCAGAGCAGUCAAGAGAAAAUGAAUUAUCAGCAAUUUAAAUUAGAUAAAGAAAAUUUAAGCUUGGAAAUUGAGCAUUUGAAAAGACAGUUGGCUAAUGAAAUCAAUGAGCACAAAAAUAGCGAAAAUAUGCUAAUUAGGAUUGAAAAAGAUAAAAAACUGAUAGAAGAAGAAAACUCUCAGCUUAGAAGAGCUAACUAUAUAUUGGAAGAAGAAGUCGAAUUACUGAAGAAGUCUGCAAAGAACCCAAAAGCAGUAAUAUUUACUUAGCUAUAUGAGGAUGAGGGCAUAAGAGAAAAUGAUUAUAUUGAAAAAAUAAAAGAGCUGGAAUUUAAAAAUAAAAGUUUAAAUGAAACUGCAUCAAAUCAAAAACAGCAAUUAGAGAUAUUACAAAAAGAAAUCGAAGAAAUUUAUAGAUCACAAAAGACCUCAGCAAAUUCCAAUGCAGAAUCCCUACAAACUCCUUCAAGCAGAAAAGAAAUUUCUUCCUAUAAAGAAGAAUAUAAGCUAAGCAGCUCAAAAAAGUCAUCUACAAAAACAAAUUUAGGAUCAUUAUCUAGCUCAUCAAAUCGGAAAGAUCUUUCCCCUUACAAAGGAGGCAAACCAAAAAAGUUUAAGAAAAACUUUUCUGCUAAAAUCAUUAAAAGGCCUGUGUCUCCCCUUUGUGAUGUCUGCGCAAAAAAAGAAGACGAAAGGCCUUUGAAGUCUUCGCUUAAAAAAAAGCCUUUUCAGAAAUCUGUUACUGGAUUAGUAAGAAUUAAUGAGCCACAGGGAAUGAACGAAGACCAAAUUGCAAAUUCAAUUGAAAAACUGGAAAAUGAAAUUUCUUUUUUAGGCAAAAAAUACAAGCAGCUGCUACACUCAUCACAAGAAGAGACUUCUGAUUUGGAAGUCUUGAGAAAAGAAAUCACUGAAACCUCUGCUGAGAUCCAGCAGAAGAGCGAUGCCCUUUACGAACUUAAAAGAAAGCGCCAUGCAAUGCUUCGAGAAAAAUUAUCAGCAUAA